This is a messenger RNA of Schizosaccharomyces octosporus yFS286, 1050 nucleotides long. Its product is annotated as mitotic-spindle disanchored Msd1. The transcript has a single exon. The record is from RefSeq and is a predicted model, not a curated record. NCBI's taxonomy places the organism in Eukaryota, Fungi, Ascomycota, Schizosaccharomycetes, Schizosaccharomycetales, Schizosaccharomycetaceae. The coding region runs from base 1 to 1050 and encodes 349 amino acids.
AUGGCUACGAAUGUGUUUUGCGAUUCAACAAAUUUAAAGGAAUCAAUUCAGUAUGUUAAUUACAAACUAAAAGAUAAGGGAAUUUUGCAAAACGAGAAAGUGCACUUUUCUGACGACGUGAAAGAUAAAUGUCGAAUUGUGAACGUUUUGUAUCAAUUGCUGAGGAGAAAUGAAGCUGAUGUUCAAGAAAAGGAAAAUCUAUUAGAAAGAAUUCAAAAUGAUUCCAUUGAAUCUGUGAAAAAUUUGGAGUUAUCAAAACAAUUGCAACGAAAUUUAGACAAGAGUCUUAACGAGAGACAGGCUCGAGAGGAUAGAAUACUUAUGUUGGAAAAGGAAAACAAAAAAUUGAGGAAAGAAAAUAAGGAUAUAAUGAAUGCACUAGACAAAAAAAAGCACAUAGAAGCAGCUAUGAAAGCAGAAUUAUCAAUGUCACUCAAGAAACGUGAGCAACAGAUGGAAUCAUUGCGAGGAAACUAUGAUUCAAUAAAACGACGAAAAGGAAACAAUUCUUAUUGUUCUUUGAUUAUUAAGGAACCCCAGAAAUCGCAUGUAAAUGCUCCUAUUUUACCGGAAACCCACGACACUGAGGAACAUGAGCUAAAAAAAGUCUCAGAGCAUGAAGAUUAUUUAGGGGUUUCCUUAUUCUUGCAAAAUAUUAAAAAUCAAAACCACAAGCUCCAAAGAUGUUUAAAUGAUAGUGUUACGUCCUUAGAAACUCUACUUCGUCCUCUUUAUAAAUCAUACCCGGAUUCACUUAUAACAUGCUUUGAACAAAACGCUGUUGUUUUGGACGCAAAGCUGCAAAACCUGAUCCGGCUUGUUGCAGAAGUGUUAAAUCAGGAAAAAUACGUGUCCGUACGGGACUUGGAAUCAUUAACGGUCGAACUGGAGAAUUCGAUGAAGUAUACUAAAAAUCUAGAAGAAGAGAAUAAGAAACUAAUUGAUGGUUUGGCCCAUGGCUAUGCACUUAUUUCUGGCCAACUGGAUUACAAGCAGCCCAUAAAUAAAGGACAAAAAGCAGAUUUACUGGAAAAAAGGACUAUCCCAUAA